AUGUCAUUUUUUGUCUUGACAUCUAUAAAGCCGAUCUGUCAUUCUUUCAAACAGUUCAACAUGGCACUCAAUUUGUCUGUAAAGAUUCAUCCUGUUGUUUUAUUUCAAAUUGUGGAUGCUUACGAGCGUCGAAAUGCUGACUCCCACCGCGUUAUUGGCACUUUACUAGGCACAUCUGACAAAGGCGUCGUAGAAGUCACAAAUUGUUUCUGUGUGCCACACAAGGAACAUGCGGACCAGGUGGAAGCUGAGCUCAAUUAUGCUAUGGAUGUUUAUGAACUCAACAAAAGGGUCAAUGCUUCAGAGAAUGUUGUUGGAUGGUGGGCGACUGGCAAUGAAGUAACAAACCACUCCUCCGUGAUCCAUGAGUACUAUUCCCGUGAAUGUCGGGAGCCGGUUCACGUGACGCUGGACACGUCACUGGCCGGCGCCCGCAUGGGGCUCCGCGCGUACGUGUGUGUGGCGCUCGGCGUGCCCCGCGGCAAGCAGGGCUGCAUGUUCACACCUAUCGAUGUAGGACUCACCUACUACGAGCCAGAGAUCGUGGGCCUGCAGCUGUGUCAGAAGACGAUGGGUGGCGGCGGUCGGUCGCGGCAGGUGACGCCGGCCGCGGACCUCGCGCAGGUCGCGGACGCGGCCAGCAAGCUCGCCGGCCUGCUCGACCAGGUGUUGUCUUACGUGGAGGAGGUGGUGGCGGAGCGCGCGGCCCCCAACAAGGCGGUGGGCAGGGAACUGCUGGCGCUGGCCGCCUCACUGCCAGACCUCUCCGCCGCCUCCUUCGCUGACGCCUUCGCCUCCAGCGUCAAGGACCUGCUCAUGGUCGUGACGCUGGCCCAGCUCAUCAAGACACAGCUGCAGCUCAACGAGAAGCUCACACUACUCACGUCUCAGUGA
Danaus chrysippus (African queen) is the source of this 894-nucleotide messenger RNA. The record is from the annotation of a GenBank genome assembly. Lineage: Eukaryota; Metazoa; Arthropoda; Insecta; Lepidoptera; Nymphalidae.